CUAUGGCAGAUAUGGCGGACUGCUUUAAGACACUAGAAACUGAAACUGUUUUUGUACUGCGUCAGUGCUGAGAGGAGAGGGGUGGCUCGGAUCUUGGUUACACAGAAUAGUUGCCGUAUUUGAUCCUCGGAGGGUUUCUGCAGACAUGGAGCUUCUAGCACUUCUGUUUCUGAGCUUCUGUUUCCUGACUUUGUCCGGACGGACGUUUGCUGCUGAAUCCGAGACACCUGUGGCCAGAGUGACUGUGAAAGAAGAUGCUGAUGCUAUUUUACCCUGUUCCCUCGGCACCAGUGAGACCAUUGAGUCAAUGCUGUUUGACUGGGUUAAGGAAGUCCCUCGAAAGGAGGUGUUCAUGUAUCGUAAUCGCAAUCAUUACAAUAAUGGUCUGCCAGGUCAAGAUGUGGAGUUCAAAGGUCGAGUCUCACAUUUUCCAGAAGAGCUGAAGCACGGCAACGCCUCCAUAAGAAUAACAGACACUAGGCUAGAGGACAAAGGCAACUAUACCUGUAUAUUCCCAGAAAUAAAGCCCAGUGAAAAAAUCUUCCGCAUUGAGCUUGUUGUUGGUGCAGCUCCAGAGCCUUAUGUCACAAUACUUAAAGAAAAGGGGCUGCUGCAGUGUAAGGUUCCAGGUGCUUCUCCUAAACCCACAGUUGAGUGGAGGGACAGUGACAACAAAACACUUCCUACUAAGACUGUGCAGGAUGAAGAACAACAAGGUCGCUUCCACGUCAUGGUCCAGACUACUGUAACUGAGCCUGGCUUUUAUCGCUGUGUAGCCACACAGAUGGAAAAGUGGCAUCGGAUUUCUUCAGAGAUCUGUGUGCAUGAUGGUGCAGCUCCAGAGCCUUAUGUCACAAUACUUAAAGAAAAGGGGCUGCUGCAGUGUAAGGUUCCAGGUGCUUCUCCUAAACCCACAGUUGAGUGGAGGGACAGUGACAACAAAACACUUCCUACUAAGACUGUGCAGGAUGAAGAACAACAAGGUCGCUUCCACGUCAUGGUCCAGACUACUGUAACUGAGCCUGGCUGUUAUCACUGUGUAGCCACACAGAUGGAAAAGUGGCAUCGGAUUUCUUCAGAGAUCUGUGUGCAUGAUGGAAUCAAAGUGUUUGCACCAGAAGGAAGUGACGCCAUCCUGCCUUGCUCGUUCAGCACCAAGGAGGACAUUGUACAAAAGCUGUUUGACUGGAGGAAAGUUGAUCCAAAUAAACAGGAGGUGUUCAUGUAUGACGGAGGCCUUCAUUACAGUAACGGCCUUCCAGGUCAAGACGAGCACUUCAGAGGACGGGUCUCAUAUUUUUCACAAGAGCUGCAGUUUGGUGCAGUUCUGAAGCCACUUGUUGGGAUCCUGAACAUCAGCGAGGACAAGGCGUGGCUGAAGUGUGAGGUCAGAGGUGCUUCUCCAAAGCCUAAAGUAGAGUGGAGGGACAGCGAUGGGAACAUCCUUCCUGCUGAGGAGCCACAGGUGUCAUACAAAGGAGACCACUACUACAUCACCCUCCUCACCACGGUGACCAGGACAAACACUAACAUCUUCCACUGUGUAGCCACGCAGGAGGAGAUCGGCCAUAAGACUAAGGAUAAGCUCUAUGUCCCUUACUGUGGUGAGGCUCCAAAGCCACACAUAACCAUACUUGGUGCUACUGAAUCCGGGGUGCAGCUGAAGUGUCAUGUUGGAGGUGUUCAUCCCAAGCCGAAGCUACAGUGGAAGGACAGCGAUGGAAAUGUUCUUUCUGCAGAGGACCCAGUGGUCUCAGAAAGAGGAGGCCGCUACAACGUCACCCUCUGCACUAUUGUGACCCCAACCAAAACCAACUGCUUCCACUGUGUAGUUAAACAGGAGGGCUCGUACCAAGUGAUUGAUCAAGAGAUCAAUUUGUCAGCAAUUUCAGAAAACCUGUUCAAAAGCAAAUCUGGACAAGUUAUCACUGGAUGGCUGGGUGGAUGUUUCAUUGGAAUCCUAAGUUUUGCUUUCGUUCUGGCUGUGCUUGUGACUACAAAGACCAUCUCAAUACACUUUAAUAGAGGCUGCCUUAGGAAUGCAAACAGUUCCUCAGAGGAGACAACAGCACCAGGUUCUGAGACAGGCCCAGAAGAAUUACGAGUUCUAAGGAACGGUUCAGUGGUUUGAUCCCCAGCUACUUCACACUGUUCAUGGGCAAACUACUGAAACACAGAUUCUCCAUGUGUAUGUGCCAGUUAGUUGGAAAGCACUGUGUACAAAGAUGAAGGUGCACAUAAAA
Maylandia zebra (zebra mbuna) is the source of this 2243-nucleotide messenger RNA. NCBI's taxonomy places the organism in Eukaryota, Metazoa, Chordata, Actinopteri, Cichliformes, Cichlidae. The record is from RefSeq and is a predicted model, not a curated record.